Molecule: messenger RNA, 1276 nt
Organism: Melanaphis sacchari
Lineage: Eukaryota; Metazoa; Arthropoda; Insecta; Hemiptera; Aphididae
Gene: temp
Product: protein prenyltransferase alpha subunit repeat-containing protein 1
Exons: 4
Coding region: 187-1251 (354 amino acids)
Biological process (GO): protein prenylation
Cellular component (GO): cytoplasm
Molecular function (GO): protein prenyltransferase activity
Source: RefSeq, a predicted model, not a curated record
AUAUUGUAAUAAUUAAUAUUAAAUUGACGUCUCAAAGUCUAAAUAUCUUUUGAGUCUACGUUAUUUCCUAAUUGUUAUAGUAUUAUUAAUCAUUACCCUUUACAUUAAUUUACAUAUUUAACGUUUAUUAUUCACAAACUAUCUUUAAAUUUAUUUUUGUGCUCAUAACUAAACAUAUUUAAAAUUAUGGAUGUAGAUGAUAAUUUCCCAGCUGCUAAGCGCAUCAUUAAUGAAAUUCAAAGUAUAGUCAAUAGUGAUUCAAAACUGAAAGAAUUUGAUCUAGUCAUCCAACCAGAAAGUCAAAAUAAAUCUCCAGUGAUAUAUGUAGACCAUUGUUUAGGUCUAGAGUCGUGGUGUGUACGUCAUGUAUAUGAAUAUGUCUACCAAAAACUUAUUUCUGUAAGAAAACGAUUAAAAAGACAAGUAUACAAUGAAACAAUACCAUUGCUUACAUCUGCUCUCUUAUUAAAUCCAGAAGUCUUGACAUUUUGGAAUAUGAGACGAGAGUUAAUUCUUGAUGGAUACCUGAAACCAGAUGAUGAAUUACGAUUUUCAGCUGUUGUUUUAACAUUUAAACCUAAAUGUGCUGAAAUAUUCACUUACAGAAGAUGGAUAUUUUUUAACAUUUUAAAAGAUUUUAGCUCUAACCAUAUUAUACGCAAUGAGUUAACCAUAGGAUUAACAGCUGCUGCUGGCUAUCCAAGUAAUUACAAUGCAUGGAAUCAUUGUUUUUGGUUUAUCCAAAAAUCACUUGAACAAGACAACUUUUCUUUGAUUUCCCAUGAAUGGGAAAAAACUAAAAUUUGGUGCAGUGAACAUGUAUCCGACCAUAGUUGUAUGCAAUACAGACAACGAUUACUUAAAUGUUUAGUUGCUGAUAAAAGGUGCUUACAGCACUUAGAAUGUUGUACAUCUAAAUUACUUAUGCGGUUUUUUAAUUCUGAUGAAAGACAUAAACUUAUGAGGCCAUCAGAAGAAUAUUUUGAUGAUGCUAUUGGUGUUGCUUUAGAUGAAUUAUAUUUCAAUGAAGAUCUGAUUGUGAUGUAUCAAAAUCAUGAAUCUCUAUGGAAUCACCGAAGGUUUUUAUGUUAUUUAUUAGUUAAUAUUUAUAAAAUUGAUUGUAUUAAAGAAGCAUUAAUGAAUAAUGAAAAAAGAAUUUCUACUAAAUUAUUAAAAAGUAAUGAGUUGUAUGUUAAAAAACAUAUUUUGUGGCUUCAAACAGUGUUAAGCAUUCCUAUAAAAAUAAUUUAACUUUAAUAACUAUUAUAAAUUUAUU